CGCGGAACGCAGCUCAGAACGAAAAAGCCCGACGAGUUUUAUUCACAUUUGUUAGAAAGUCAAGUCUAUGUACAUCGGCAAGCGCAGUCAAAGGUAAUUGUGGCAGGUUGACACUAUAUCAAGAAGUGAAUAUCUUGUCUGACUUCUAGCCAUGAUACUAGAAUACUGCCUUCUAGGUGCCAGUGCGGCUGCCACUGGACUGUUCUCAAUUUUCUGGCACAAGAAGGCAAGGACUCUAGGGGAAGUCAAGGAUGCCCCAGUGCUGGAGCUCAAUGAAGACCUUGUCAAUAUGCUCAGCACUGCUCCUAAUCAGACUCUCCCUUACGCUGUCAUAGAGGGCAACAUCAAAGCAGUGGAGCAGUCCAUCAAGAGCGAGUAUGUCGUAGGGGUCGUGGGGGUCAUUCAGACGUUGCUCUGUAGAGAGCACAAGACAGAGUGGAGUAAAUCAACAAGACUAUGGUACGACACAACCCGAUUGAUCAGGGACACCACAAAGCAUGUCCCAUUCGAGGUGACCCGUGGUAAAGUAGGUUUAGGUGUUGAAGAUGCACUUGUGGCCACCGGCCUAGAACUUGAAACCAUCCACGACAAGUUCUUUCCCUACAACACUUCGCUAGGAAACAACAUCCUCAGUUGGGCCAGUGGGGAGAAGACAAAAGGCUUCCAAGAAAUUGAGCGCAUGCUUCCAGAGGGUGCUCUAUUAACCGGAGUAGGAGAACUAGCCAUUGUCAACGGUAAGAUGAUGUUGAGACCACCAACAUCCGGAUUAGACUACAUACUUUCGUUGUCGGGACAGUCUGGCAUUCUACGAGAGCUGCGUUCCAAACUGCGCAGGUGGAAAGUUCUAGUGGCUAUUUGCGGAUCGACAACGGUUGUCAUGCUAUGUAUCGUCCUGUGGAAGUGGUUUAAGAGGUACCAGGAACAACGCAGCUACGACAUGUACGUCCAGCGGGUCAUACAGCAGCGGGCGGUGCAGUCGGAAGGCUCCGAUGUGGACGAUCUUCAGGGCAGAUAUCAAGACUUGGACUCCUGCGCGAUCUGCCUCUCCAGACCCAGGGACUGUGUUCUCCUCAACUGCGGGCAUGUAUGUGCAUGCUCGGAAUGUGCAAUCGUUCUUCAACCCCCGCAGUGUCCUAUAUGUAGAGACAGGAUAGCUAGGAUUGUACCACUUUAUCAUGCAUGAUGUCAGUUAAUGUUCUAGUAAUUGUAAUGCUAAGUUUAUGUAUUCUGGACUCUGGAGCAAUUACCUGUAUAGACUGGGGCCAAAUAUGUUAAAUCUCAGUCUUCUUUUAUUUUGCACUUGUUAAAUUUUGACAGGGUGUAUUAAUCUACAUCUAGGGCUUUACUUCAGAAUACUCCACCACACAUUAUAGUUACUUAUGUGGCGGAGUAUUAUAUAGUCGUUCCCAAUAAUCAUUCAUUAAUUUAUAAAUUUUACCACCAUUUAUCCAUUUUUACAUCUCCUUUAAAUCUCCUUUUCUGGUUGUCCAAUCU
This is a messenger RNA of Strongylocentrotus purpuratus (purple sea urchin), 1494 nucleotides long. It is a transcript of the gene mul1, whose product is annotated as mitochondrial ubiquitin ligase activator of NFKB 1. The transcript has 4 exons. Lineage: Eukaryota; Metazoa; Echinodermata; Echinoidea; Camarodonta; Strongylocentrotidae. The record is from RefSeq and is a predicted model, not a curated record. Bases 152 to 1183 code for a protein of 343 amino acids. Gene Ontology annotation, biological process: organelle organization; protein ubiquitination. Gene Ontology annotation, molecular function: ubiquitin-protein transferase activity.